AUGGCUCAAGUAUUCAUGAAAGAGGAGGGUGGUGAAUAUUACAUUUGGCCAAGUUCUGAAUUUUCUGUCCUUAGUGAAGCCAAGCUUGGAGCCGGAAAACUUGUUCUGCAUCCCCGUGGCUUCGCUCAACCUCAUUAUGCCGACUCCAACAAGAUUGGUUUCGUUAUUCAAGGAAGCUGCACAGUUGGCCUGCUAUCAGAAAAAGAUCACUCAGAAGAAACUGUCUUGAAAAUCAAGAAAGGAGAUGCAAUAGCAGUGCCAGUGGGAGUGAUUUCAUGGUGGUUUAACAGAGCCAUGGGUGUCUUGGGAGGUUUCUCGCCUGAAUUUAUAAGCAAAGUUUAUGGCAUUACAGAAGAAGAAUCCAUAACGCUACAAAAAUCCCAAACUGCUAAUCUCAUCUUUAAGCUUGACGAUGAAAUAAAAGUGCCUGAGCCAUCCAUUAAGGUUUCCCAGAAAUUUGUUGUCAGUCUUGAUAAAGUCUUUUCAUCAUUCAAAUUCAGUGCUGCUGAGAAAUCUCCUUUUGAACUCAGUGCCAAUCUUGUUAAACUAGAUGUUGAUUCGGUUUUGGGCCCAUUAUUCACAAAUGAUUCAUCUUAUCAAAUGAUUUAUGUAAUCAGAGGCAGCGGAAGAAUUCAAAUAGUUGGCCUUAAUGGACAAAUUGCUUUGGAUAGCAAAAUGGAAGCAGGUCAGUUAUUUGUCGUGCCACGAUGA
Fraxinus pennsylvanica is the source of this 711-nucleotide messenger RNA. The record is from the annotation of a GenBank genome assembly. NCBI's taxonomy places the organism in Eukaryota, Viridiplantae, Streptophyta, Magnoliopsida, Lamiales, Oleaceae.